This is a messenger RNA of Triticum aestivum (bread wheat), 1900 nucleotides long. RefSeq lists its product as uncharacterized. Bases 1 to 771 code for a protein of 256 amino acids. The record is from RefSeq and is a predicted model, not a curated record. The transcript has 4 exons. Lineage: Eukaryota; Viridiplantae; Streptophyta; Magnoliopsida; Poales; Poaceae.
AUGCCCACCUUCAAUGGCGAUGGGCUGGUGCCCGUGGAAGCUCCCGAGGGUCUUGCGGCACUGGCGAUGGUGAACGUGUCCUCCGACAGCUCCAGCGAGAGCGAGAGGGAAGAAGAGGCGGAGGAAGAAGAAUCUGACUCUGAGGCGACUGGCGAGGAGUCGAGGGAGUCUUUCCCUCGGCGCAGGUCCCAGGUCCUCCGCUCCAUGCUGGACGAUGAUGAGGCCGGCGCCAGGCGAGGAGGGGAGGACUCUCCCUUGGUCGCGAGGAAGGGCAGGUCGGGGCUGGUUCCCCAGGAGACCAAAACGAAGGCCUCUGGUAAAUUGGGCCAUCGGCCGGCCCAUUAUACAGACGAGCGACCAUGUCCAUCGUGUCCAGAAGACCGGUUGCUGCGAGAGAAAAAAGGGGAUCAGACAGAGGAGGGGAUCGAUGCAGCCACUGCGGGUGAUGCGGGGAUCGCUAGUCCAGUCAACGCGGGCGAUCGAUCUACAAAGGACAAAGGAGGGGAUCCAGCCGACGCAGCUGAUUCAAGCCGACCCUUCGUCUGCAAGAAACUGCUCCACGGAGAUUUCAAGGGCGCAAUUAUUCUUCAGUUUUUGUGCACAAUUCAUGGCGGGGGUGAUGUGCAUCUCCUUUCCUCUACCUCCGGGUACAGGUGCAUACAUUCCUCAAGAAUAUUGGCCGGUGAACCAAGCCUUAUUGAGAAAUUAGUUAGCCUCUCCAUGGCUCAGGCGGAAUAUUCGAUUCGUAAAUGUUAUAUAUUGAAUAUCUGAAUGGACCUUUCCUUCUUGUGAUACUAGCAAGACAGUGUAGCCAUUUGAUUAAAGGAAACAUGAUUUAACUUGUGAAGCUGAGCACCCAAACAGGAUUUAAUUUGUGAAGCUGAGCACCCAAACAGGAUUUAACUUGUGAAGCUGAGCACCUAGCACCAUAAAAAAUUGGGACAAAUAUAAAACCAACAUGUAGUGAACUAUUGUCAGAAUGCAUGGGUAUUAUCAGUACAACCCACUGUAAGUGAGCUUAAAGGGCCAGCUUUUCAUUGAUCAAUGAUUGAGAUCUGUCUUCACAUGUGAACAUUCAGAAUUUGAGUUAUUUAUUUCACUAAUACAAAUUUGUUAUGUGUUUACCACGGACAUGUGUGUAAAUUAAAAGAAAACGUCCUUAUUUAUGUUGAGUAAUUUCGUACAAGGAACAUCUUUUAUACUUGUAUAAGUCUUAUGAGUAUGAUGACACACCAACAAUCUGAUCUUUCAGUGUAAUUUUUAGAUUGCUCAGAAAGAAACACCUAACAUAUAACUGAUAGAACAUAAGCAUUACUUAUUUCCCUACCAUAGUGGUACCAUGUAAGACACUAUCUACAACUGUUGAGAUGUGAUUGCAUCCUAAUGUUAUUGUCACUUCAGUUCUCUGCUUUGAAAUCCGAAGUUUGAGAACCUCAUAACCCUAGGAGGUAAUCUUUAUCAAAACAAACAAACAAACUACAAAGGUAAAUUGACAAAAUGUUGCAUUGUACUCAUAGAUAUAUUUUGUUUCCUCUUUAUGGUCCCCAAAGAGAUGAUGUCGUAUUUUGAAACACCAUUGCAUAAGGGAGUGGGUGGUCGUCUACUCUAGCAUGGAAGAACACCGAGUAUGAAUGGCACUGUGUGGUAGAACAAGUUUUUGGAAUAUUAGUGUAAUGUUACUGGAUGAAGCAGUGUAAAGCACUCUGACAACUAUUGAAGCAUUUCUUUUAUUCUUUUUGGUGAUAUUGAUUUAUGUUUUGGUUUGUUUCAUUAUUGUCUUGUUUUCCAUUCUCACAAUGUUAAUUAUAUGUAAAUCAGGAUGUUUAAUUUCCAUUGUACGUUGCUAGCAUUUUAAAUUUCUCAAUUAAUAUUUGUUAUUUGCUCAAGAUGGGCCUAAAGU